Molecule: messenger RNA, 483 nt
Organism: Penicillium brasilianum
Lineage: Eukaryota; Fungi; Ascomycota; Eurotiomycetes; Eurotiales; Aspergillaceae
Source: the annotation of a GenBank genome assembly
AUGCUGUGGGCGGUGCUGAUGACACUGAUUGAUGCCUCCACCACCGCCCAGGCCUUGGGGGCGGUGGCCAACGGCUACGGGGAGAACUCCACCUCCCAAGCCGGUUGGUCCACCGUGCUUCUGGUCGAGUUCGUGGCGACGACGCUGUUCGUCCUCGUGGUCCUGGGCUCGACAGCCCCACGGGCCAACGCGGUCCUGGCCCCGGUGGCGAUCGGGGCGAGCUUCGCCUUCCUGCUCACCAUCCUGGCGCCUUUCGACGGCGGGUCGCUGAAUCCGGCCCGCUCCACCGGCACCGCGGUUAUCGGGGGUGUUGAAAGCCUGUCUCAGCUGUGGCUGUUUUGGGUUGCCCCGUUGCUGGGGGGUCUGGUGGCGGGUCUGAUCUACCGUGUGGUAGAUCUGGGCCGCUCACCCCGCCGCGCCACCGUGCCGCCCGCCGAAGACGCCACAGCGAGCACCGACACCUCCAUCGCCCCGGGAGCGUGA